AUGAAGUGGGUCUUCAAGACCAAGACCGACGCGCAUGGCGAGGUCGAGCACUUGAUGGAUCGGCUGGCCCGUGAAAACGAGCAAGCUUUCGGGCUCGACUAA
This is a messenger RNA of Peronospora matthiolae, 102 nucleotides long. Lineage: Eukaryota; Oomycota; Peronosporomycetes; Peronosporales; Peronosporaceae. The record is from the annotation of a GenBank genome assembly.